AUGGCCUCUCCAGCUUAUGGCAAUUGGGCCAACGCGCCUGCCGAUUCAUCCCAUACUGCGACAUCGUCGUUGAGCGGCAACUAUCAGAACGGCAACAGCACGCAAGCAUCACAAUCAGCUCUUCCCUCUCUCUACUCUGCCACAUCUCAAGUUCCACUGAUCAAAGAUCCCUCUCUCCGCGUCCCACCUCCCAUUCCAGCUCCUAAAGACCUUCAUCCUUUGCCUCCCAGGCUCGAAGAUUACUUUGUCUACCCAUUCACCCUCGAACAUUUCGUUUUGGAGCAAAAGGAAAAGAGGGAAAAGUUGAAGAGGGAAGAGCUGAGAAAGGUCGCUCCUGGUUGGACAAGCGGUCAGACUUUGUUGCCGGACAGCGCUAGAAGCAAGAAUGUACCUCUGCCAGCGGAGAGAGGACCCAUGGACGAUCUGGUCAAUCACUUGGCUGCUUUGGACGCUGCUGCUACUGCUGGAGAUAGACAAGCAUCUCAUCCGCAUUGA
Molecule: messenger RNA, 495 nt
Organism: Ceraceosorus bombacis
Lineage: Eukaryota; Fungi; Basidiomycota; Exobasidiomycetes; Ceraceosorales; Ceraceosoraceae
Source: the annotation of a GenBank genome assembly